Messenger RNA from Plectropomus leopardus (leopard coralgrouper), 4581 nucleotides. It is a transcript of the gene csdc2a, whose product is annotated as cold shock domain containing C2, RNA binding a. Lineage: Eukaryota; Metazoa; Chordata; Actinopteri; Perciformes; Serranidae. Gene Ontology annotation, biological process: regulation of mRNA stability. Gene Ontology annotation, molecular function: mRNA 3'-UTR binding. The record is from RefSeq and is a predicted model, not a curated record. Gene Ontology annotation, cellular component: cytoplasm.
AUGACAGUGUACAAAACUGUAUGUAAAGUUGAUAAAUAUUUUUGAAAAUAUGUGCAUUAUGCAUCAAUGUACAACACAUAUAUAAGUAGUACAAAAUAUUACAUUUAUUUAAACUUUUCUGCAGAGUACUUUUAUUUGUAAUACUUCAAUGCAUUUUCCUGAUCAUACCAACAAACUUUUACUUAACAUUUUCAAUGCAGGACUUUUACAAGUAACAGACUGUAUCUUUACAGUGUGGUCUUUGUACUUUUACUAAAGUAAAGGAUCUGCUGACACUUGAAAUCACAUUUACUUUGUUUAAGUUCAUUUAACAGUCAAUUUCACCAUUGCUGAAGCUCUUCCUCUUACAGCCUUUUUUGGUAGCAUCUCCCCAGAUCUCAAGCAUGUGUCAGACUCUCUGUAUAUGGCACACCUGCCCUUAUAUGCUGUUUGGGAGGCGUACAUAUCCUGAUUGGCUACCAUGAUCAAGUGGGAUUUAUCAUUCAGCACAAUGGAUCACAGCAGAUUUGGAAGUUUGGCGCAUCUGGAGUUCUUUCAAAAGCUGGAAUUUAAGACUAUGUUGCUGCCUGAGGCCAAGUGUUGUUCCACUUGUCAGGCCUCGACUUGCUUUGAACAUAGCCGACAACCAGGACACAGCUGAUUAAAGCUCGCACCGGAUUUCAUUACAUAAUUGAGGUUAAAAAACACCGCGCACGUCUGACCGACACCUGAUCGGCGCUUUUACGGGUAUUGCUGCUCUACUCCUCCACCUCCUCCACCACCUCGCCCUCACACACGCUCUGCCAUGCAGGAGGUGUAACCCUCCUUGCUCUUCUUCUUUGUGCACUAUCGGAGGAGACCUAAGACAGACAAAAACAAAAAAUCCCCCACCUGUAACUAGUCAAGAUGUCAGACCCAGAUGCCUCGUCGCCGGCGGAGCACCCGCUCCCACUCACCUCGCCUCAGACCCCGCUGCAGCUCUCCUUCCCCUUCCUGAGGGAGGGCAGUCGGGUUUGGGAGAGGGAGAGGAAACCGCCGCAGCCCGGAGAGCUGCCUAGCCCGUUGCCCACUAAACGCACCCGCACAUACUCAGCGACAGUGCGAGCCAAAUCAGGUCCAGUGUUUAGAGGGGUGUGUAAAAACUUCUCCAGGUCUCAGGGUCAUGGAUUCAUCCGCCCCUCUCACGGAGGAGAGGACAUCUUUGUCCACAUCUCUGACAUUGAUGGAGAGUACGUGCCUAUGGAGGGGGACGAGGUCACGUACAAAGUGUGCCCCAUCCCUCCCAAAAACCAGAAGAUCCAGGCUGUCGAGGUGGUGCUCACCCACCUGAAUCCAGGCACCAAGCACGAGACCUGGUCAGGCCAGAUCAUCAGCUCCUAGACCAGUGCUCUGAGGCUGCGAGGCUGCGAAGGCAAAGGGGGAUUUUAGUUUUAGGUUUUAUUCUUUUCGGGGGUGUGAGGGAUCGGAGCUUGGCAUGCUGCAGUGUUUGGCUCGAGGUGGCUCAGUUAUGAAAGGGUGUUAGUGGAUGUUUGAGUUUAGGGCUGGAAAUGAAGCUUUUGAAUGUAUUUGUUUGAAUGUUUUUGCUUUGACGGUCAUGAUUUGAAUGUUUUAAUUUAGGGUUUUGAAAGUUAGGGGUUCAAGGCCUGGUGGUAGAAUUUUUAUUUUUGACUUAGUUUAGUUGAGAAAUAAGUGGUUAAGAGGGAGGCGAUUUGUACUCAAAUAGUCAAAAGAGGCCGAAUCACAUUUUGAGAAAAUUUGAUCCAGUUUGGCUUCAUAGACACUCUGUUUGCACACUUCAGACAGGACAGUUUAAAGUAAGAAUCUCAGAGGAUGUCAUUAAGCCACUUCCUAUCACUGAAAGAAGUAACAGUGAUUGAGCCCGUACAUUUGCAGUAUUAUGAAUUGGGUGUCUGUUUACGACUGUUACUGCUGUUACUAUAGUUACAUCACAUGUAUCUGUAAGGCAGCAUUAUAACGCAUUACCUUUUAAUCCAGUAAUAGCAUAAGAGUUACUAAUAAAACAAAUAUGUCAUGCUAAUGUUAUAUAAAGUAUUCAAAUACCUGCAUGAUAGGCGGAUAGAAAAAAUAAUCAAAUAUGCAGACAACAACAAUGCCAUCCAGUGUGUCUGUGCAGACUGUGGUGACACUGAGGAGGAACACGAAGUCUGACAAGUAAUUUGAGACUCGUCCUUUUCAGCUGUAAGCACUGCUUUAGUGAUGAAUAUGUCAAGUAUAAUGGAUUAGUUUGCUAUGACAACAUGGUUUCGUAAGCGAGCGAUUUUAGGGAGUUUGUUUGGCAGUUUAUUGCAGUUCAUAUGCCAUUUAAACAUGUUUUUGCUUUUCUGUUAUUAUUUCAUGGUGUUAGGAAGGCUGGUCUCUUAUAUUCUGUUGUUAUGGCCUAGUUUUAGAUUUUUUUUUUGGGGGGGGGUAGGCUGUUGGCCUUCAUUUUAUAGGACAGUCUCAGAUUGAAAGUGGGAGAGCAAAGGGAUGACAUGCAGCAAAGGACCGUGGGUUGGAAUCAGAUCUUAGGCCGCUGCAGCAAGGUUAUAGCCUUAAUACACAGGGUGCCCAAUAGUUUACCUAGUGGAGCGCCCCGCGUAUUUAAGCCUAUUAAAAUACAUUCUGAGGCAAUUAAUUUUUGUACAAUGCAUUUUUAGGAAGGUUUACGUCCUUUAUAUUUUGAUAUAGUUUCAUUUUGAAGCAGUUAUAGCUGACAGCAGUGCUGUCUUCAUUCUCCUCUCCUGUUUGUCGUUGAUAUGUGGGCAUAUUGAGGGUUUAACAUUGUUAACUUGCAAUUAAGUGAAAAUGCAUCUUAGCCAACAUUGUGGAGAAAUGACACAAGUAGUUUAAGUGUUUCACAUAGAACAGAGAGGAGACAGGACAAGAAGAUGAAAACUGGGUUAUUGCACAAUAUUUCUGUAAAUUAUAACAACUUACUCAUAAUGCUGCUUUGUCAUUUUAUGACUCGCCUUGCUGGAAACCCGUGAUAUUAUCUAACCAACUGCCCGACCUCCAGGUCAGCCUGUAGGACCUGCGGUUUGUGGUAUGACCCAUGCAUCACUACUACUCAAGUUGACCCACCGGAUAGUAGGCGAAGCUAGCACGAGUUGUUUUUUAACACAUGUCUGAGAUACUGCGUUUUUUUUUUGUCGAAACAGACAUCUUCGAGAUUGUAACUUUUUAAUUUCGAGGGACCAGCUAGAUGGAGGUCUGAAUUUCCACCUUACUUGUAUUUCCCCUUUUUUUCCACAAUACGCUAAAAACUGAUAGAAAUGACAUGCAGCCACUGCCAAAAGUCAUGCAACUAACAUCCAAUUGAUAAAAAUCUAGUUUUGCCAUAUUGUGUCUGUGUUUACAAAGCCAGAUUGAGAUGUUGCCUCACAGCAGAAUGUUGAAUCAAGCGGAAAUGAAAAAAAAAAAUUACAUUUGUAACAUUUGCCCUCUCUGUUGUCUAUGAUCAGGCUUCUUACAGGAACAGAUCUGCCUUCAUCUCACUGCCUUUACAAAAACAUCUGAAGAUGGUUUAAGGUACCACAAACCCUGCUGGUGCACAGCUGCCAAAUGGAAACAAUCAAUGCACUUACGGCGGAAAGCAUCUUUGACAAAGAUCUAAAUCGCUCUUAAUGCGUUUCGGCCUCCAGAGCUGUGAUAAGCUCGACAUAUAAGGACUUAUUCUCCUUUUUAAUAUUGUAGCACUACUGUAUUUUGUCUGCUUGGCAAGUGUAGAAAUCCAGUGUUAUUGUAGCCAGCUCCCAUGACGGUCUAAAGUUUUGAAGUGGAGACAGAGGCUGGGUGUGGUGCGUGUUUACUACUGGGAAACAGGGCCAGAGGGGAAGGAACCGGAGAGGGAGGAAAGUCGUUUAACGGGCAGAGGAUGGAGUGAUUAUCCGUAGAUGUACUUGAGCACUGAUUUGAAAUGUUACAAAGCACGUGUACUCAGAAGGACCAUGAUUGAAGUCAAAAUAAGCUCAUGAAUAAAGAUGGGCUGCUGAUUUUUAGUUGGAAGGUUGAAAAGGGGAGAAUCCGGUAAGUUUCAUACGUCACAGCAAACGACUGUGAAAAAAAACAAAAAACAGAGCAGCAAAAGCUUCCUGUUGUAAGUUGAAAAAGACUAUUUAUUUAUUGACUUAUUUAUUUUCAUUUGUAACUAUGAGACCAUCAGGUGUUUGGUAAUUAAAAGCUGCAUUUUGUGCAAAUAUUUGAAUACACUGCACACCUCACUCUAAUGAUACUACCCUGUUAAUAUCCCUUUGCUACUGUCGUGUCAUCACUGACGGGCGAGAACUUUCCCAACACAAGUUUCUACAUAAUCCUUGUCUAAUUUUUAAUAACUGUGUGACAUUCAAAAUAACAUGCAGUUUUUGUUGUUUUGGAAAUGGGCAUGGUCUGUGCUGUUUGUCGUCUUUUUUUUCUUUUUUUUUAGAAUGUGUUGAUUCACCAUGCAGUAACACAGCUGGAGCCUUCAGAGAGGCAUCAUCAGGUCUCCUCUGCAUCUUUGAUGUGUCGCCAUGAGCGUGACGUAACAUCAUAGUAACACAUCUGUCCGGUUUCUUUACUGUGAGAGAAACGCGUUCGGUUGCAAGCACUUUUUUUUUUGUCAAA